Molecule: messenger RNA, 3990 nt
Organism: Eriocheir sinensis (Chinese mitten crab)
Lineage: Eukaryota; Metazoa; Arthropoda; Malacostraca; Decapoda; Varunidae
Gene: SamDC
Product: S-adenosylmethionine decarboxylase proenzyme-like
Exons: 10
Coding region: 52-1272 (406 amino acids)
Biological process (GO): spermine biosynthetic process; spermidine biosynthetic process
Cellular component (GO): cytosol
Molecular function (GO): adenosylmethionine decarboxylase activity
Source: RefSeq, a predicted model, not a curated record
CUUCAGUGCAGUGGUUAACCUGCUGGCGAGAGGGAGUGUGUCAGUGCCGCUAUGUCCCAGACCCUUGCUAAUAUGAUCGGUGAUAAUAAUACUCAUUUCUUCGAGGGCGUUGAGAAACUCUUGGAGGUGUGGUUCACGAGAAAGGACGGAAUGACUUCUAACUGUGACCUGAGGAAAAUACCUAGGUCUCAGCUGGAGACAGUGAUGCAAGAAGUGAAGUGUGAGAUUAUUUCUACCACUUCAACUGAUGAGCUGGACGCCUACGUGCUGAGUGAGUCCAGCAUGUUCAUCUCGGCUCGGCGCUUCAUCCUGAAGACCUGUGGCACCACCACCCCGCUGUGCUGCCUGCCGCUGCUCAUCUCCCUGGUGAAGGAGUAUUCCGGAUAUGAUAUUGUGCAGGACCUGUAUUACUCCAGGAAGAAUUUUAAGCGCCCAGAGCUCCAGGUGUCUCCUCACCGCACCUUUGAAGAAGAGGCUUCCAUGCUGGAUCAGUUCUUUGCUGGUGGUCGAGCUUACUGCAUGGGAAGUGUGAACCGUGCGGACUGCUGGUACCUCUACACAGUGUCUCCCGGGCGCCCGCGCUACCAACCCAACCUGCCACGCCACAACCUGCCCCACAGCCGAUCAGCACCAGGGAUCCCUCUUUGUCAACCAGUUGCUGCAUCAGUGCUUAACCUUUGUUAUGAAACAACUUUCAUAGCUCUGUUUACUCUAUGCCUUAUUCCUUUUGGUUCUCCUCACUACCGAAGCAUACGGGUUGGGAAGAUCCACCGUGAGCCUGACCAGACCCUGGAGGUGCUGAUGAUGGACUUGGACCCCGAAAAGAUGAAGUGGUUCUGGAAGGAUAUUUGUCCCACAGCAGCUGAGGCCACAAAGAACUCUGGCAUCGACCGCCUCAUUCCUGACAUGAUGAUCGAUGACUUCCAGUUUGACCCGUGUGGCUACUCAAUGAAUGGAUUGAUGCGCUCUGUUCCGGGAGGCUACAUGACCAUCCACAUCACGCCAGAGCCUGAGUUCUCCUACGUGUCCUUUGAGACCAACGUGCCCCACAAGUCCUACAAGGAUCUCAUCUCGCGCGUUGUGGCCACAUUCGGGCCAAAGCAAUUUGUGCUGACGUUCUUCGCCAGCGUGGAGAAUGGUGGAAGGAUUGACAUAGAGGACGGUGAGUGCAGCGUGCCACAGUACAUUGACUACGAUGUUGAUGACGUCCAGAUCUGCCGCCUUCAAGGUUAUGAUCUGACUUAUGCUCUCUACAACAGGUUCCCGAGUUAGGGAAUCGUCCCCCACCAGGAGCGGGUCGAACUCUUGACAUCAGGCUCAGAUUUGGAAUCAAAGUACUCAAGUGAAAGUCCAUUAGAAGAAAGUAAUCUUAAAGUGCAAGAGCUACCCAACAAUGUUACUCACUGUGGAAGCUUGUGGGCAACAUUACCAGUACUUGGUUCCUGUCUGUAUAGAGUGUCAAGAUGUCAUCUGCUUCAGUAUUCUCAUAUAUCUGUAUUCCUUACAUUAUUGUUACUUGGUAGUAGAGUAGAACUAGAGUAUCAUCUAUAUAAACCCCACACCUACAAGCAUGCUGCAGGUGGCCAGCAAAGACCAGUUAAGAUUGGCUUCAAAACAACUUUAACCACUCUGAACAAAGGUCUUUGUUAUAAACUUUGCAGCUCUCUCCUGCAUGCUGUUUGCAAACUGAGAUCAUCCUGCCAGCAGAGAGUGGUAUUCCUGUGGUGGCAGGAUGUGUACUCCUGAAUAGGCCCUCGGCAGCAGUCGGCAUGGUCAGUCUAAAAACAUUAUGUGGUUGGCACAGCCACUCCCUAUUGAGGGGAUGAAUCCCCCUUCAUGUAUGGUUGCUUUCCAUAAUUUCACAUCAUUUGUGGUACAAGAACAUUCAGUUUUGGAUGCAGUACCUAGAAAAUGAUGAUGGAGUCAGGUUCUCAUAAGAGAACCUGCCUAAGCUGGAAGCCACAGCUGAGCCCAGGAGAAGAGGCUGCAGGUGGAUGGAGUCAUGUGCCGGCACUUGAGCACCAGUGGGACAUUGGUACUCAGAUUAACAAUACUAAACUUUUGUCAGGAAUAUCCAUUGUUGAGUUAUUUCAAACUGCUAAUCUCGAAAUUCUAAUUUGGAACCAUUAUUGAGGUAAUACUGAUAGCCCCAAAGCUCUUUAUUAUGGUUUUUGUGCCCAAAGUUUUUUUUUAUUUAUUUGAAACAUUUAGGAUUAAAAUGCUCGAGCAAAAAUUUUGUUGAGAACUUCAACAUGUGAGAGGGCACCCUUCUUAUUUUGUUCAUUUAUGAAUCUGCUUUAGUCUGUGUGCUGUCAGUGGUUUAUUUGUAUUUUUAUCUCUGACAUCCAUUGAUUUUCUGUUUUUAAUGUUCCCUCGAGGGUUGAGAGGGACUGGGAACCCACUGUCUUGUUCUUUGGUGAUGGAUGAGGAUCUGUAUGUUUGGGGCUGAGGACAGUCUUCAUCCUUGUAAUGGAUGUCACAACAAACAACUUAAAUAUCAUGAUGCUAAUGAGAACACUUGUAACUGAUGGCAUUAAUAUCAUUUUUGCAGUGAAGUUGGAAGGCAACUAGUAGGACAAAUGAAAACAUGCAUUUCCUAUAAUGGCAAUAUAUUUUCUCUGAAAAAGAUUUUCAUUCAGGCAAAAAUUGUCUUUUGAUGCAAUAACUUUUUUUAUGGCACCAACCCACGGCCUUCAAGAAACUGAAUUGAUUGUCUGUGUUCUUUCCAUAGAUUUUAAUACUGAAGUAUGUUCCCCUUGGCCAUGGCCCCCAGUCCAUUUGUGUUCAUUGUGUGUGCAAGUGUGUGUGUGAAUUCAUAUGAGUUGAAUGUUUUAGGAUUUUCUCAAAUUUGUUUGAAUGUUGAAAGACCCCGAUGUUGGUUUGACACCAGCGAUGUCUCAGAGCCAAUCAUCAUUUGUAUGCAAGCAUCAUCAAAGUAUUGAGAGGUAUAGUUCAAUAAACUUUUCUUCCAGAGAACCUUGGUACGGACCAGUUUAAACAUUAAAACAAGCUUCCCUGCUUAAGAGCCUGUCAUUGGACUCAUUGACAUACACAUUGUCCCCACAGUUGGUUCCAAAUCAGCAAGGUCCUGGUAUUAACAGCUCAAGUUUAAGUCCUCAAAGUUGAUACUCUCUAGUUCCCUUUUUUUUUUGUGAUAAGAUAACCCAUUCAUUAUCACUGUGCCUUUCAUCCCUCUUAUCCAAAUAAUUUAUCCCAUGAGUAUCCCCACCAGCAGCUAAACCACUGCUGUCUGCUUCCAUGAAACUAAUUUGAAAAUUGUUCAUGCAUAUUUUGCCUUGUCACAUCUAGUAGUGACCUUUCUUGGUAUGAUGCACUCAGUUUGUGGUGAGUGGUUUAGCAAGUCUGUAGUAGGGGAGCUCACAACCCAGAAACAGGCAGGGUCGUUUACAGAGUCUUGUGUUCAUUAAUGAACCUUUGAGAUAAAGACAAUUUCAGGCCAGUGAUUUUCAGAGAUAGAAUCAUUAUAAUUAUUUUGGUAAUACAAAUUAAUUUGUCCUCGGUUGAUUAUGUGGCAUGUACAGACUUUGGAACAUUUAGAUGAUUAUCACUUGCCUUGGAGAGGAAGGAGAGUGAUAAUGUUUUCAACAUUGUCUGUCUUUUAGUUUAUCUUUUGCCAAAUUAUUUAAAAAAAAUGGAUUGUCAUGUAGCCACUUCGGGGUAGAUUCAGUAAGACUGAAAGAUUGACUGAAUGAUGGUGAAUUAAUGAUAAAACUGACUGAAUGAUGAAGGAUACACAAAUGAUGCUAAUACUCAAUAAUACUUUGGGCAGCCAUUUGAAAAAAUAUGCCAGUGAAUUGAAGGCAGACCAUAAGUUCAUUAACUGAAUCUGACCCUUUUAUUUGGCUACUACCAUCCUCUAGUUGUGGGAGCAGAGCUAUAGCAGGCUUUUGUCCUCUCCUUGAGCUGUCUCGUUCACUGAAAAAAAAAAAAAAAAAAAAUUCAAUGCUACAUCCAGGCCAAACACAUCUG